AUGGCCACUUACGAGGAGCAGCUGACGGAGUUCUGGGGAAAGCAACUCUGGGUUGCCGUGGUAUCGCGCGAGAGCAUCGGAUUCCAGGAGACCUUCGACGAUGGUGAGCUCCGUGCUUUGUAUCAGUAUAUGCCAGUUCAGAUCGCGGCCCACAAGGUUUUUCCGACCAACGAGUUACCGAUGCGGGCAAUGUGCCAGGAUGCGGAUGCGAACUCUGUCUUCGCGAUGCACGAGUAUGUCGUCGAUGACCAUGGGAAGACCUCCUUGCUGGCCAACAGCGCGUUGAUGCGGCGCGAGAAUUUAGUCGCCGAGCCUGGGUCCAAGCAGCUCACCAGCAGGCUCAAGAGCUUCCUGCGAAGGAAGAUCGAGGAGAGAAGCCGUGCCCGACGACUUCUCGCAGAGGCAAAUUCCCCGUACCAGCCAUCGUGUGCCAAGCUCCCGAACUUCAAGCUGAAGGGAAGCACUCCGAUGCUCUACAAUGCCGGCACUACCGUGGCUGCCUGCAUCGCAGGCACGAUGCUCCUGGUUCAGGUAUCCGAAGAUCAGGUACCCGAAGAUGGCGACUACUACGACAACAACGGCGUCGACUUCCACAACCUCGACAACAGUGGCACCAUCUCUGGUUCGGGCAAGUUCGUCUCUUGCAAGGGGCAAUCUGGCCGAUACCUUGUCAUCAAGAAGACAGGUGCUCUUCAAACACUCACCGUGGGCGAGGUGGAAGUGUGGGAGGAUGCCGUGCUGUCUCGGACGGCCGCUGUGGCUACGAUGUCUGUGGCCAAGAAGGGGGAGAGCAAUGGACCAGACCGUGUUUUGGACGAUGCGGACAACACGGCAACAAUUUCGCAGGCAGGCACCAACCCGUGGCUACAGAUAGAGCUCGUGGACGAGGGCAACGUGGGCAAGGUCACGAUCACGCCGAAUGCAGGCGCUAGGAGUGCCUUCGCCCCGACGGCCGCAGCACCCGUCAAGGUCGGUGUCAGCGACAAGACCUGCAGCAAUGGGGAGAAAGGCUGCAGCUCAUCGGAGAAGAGCGUUCUUUGCGGCACCCUCACAGAAACCAAAGAGGCGGGCUCCUACAUCGUGGACUGCGGUGGGAAGGGUGGCAAGUUUGCCUGGAUUGAGCUGCCAGGGAAAAGUCGAGCCAUCAAUAUCGCCACCGUCGAGGUCGAACAGGCUGCCCUUUGUGAGCAGGUCGUUUUCGAAAGACCGGCCAAGGGCGCGGUGAAGUUCGAUGGGACCCCUGAAGAGAAGAAAGCAGUGAUGGGCCUCUUGGCUGAGAUGGGCUACGCAGUUGAAGGAGGCGGGAUUCCCCAGCUACAGAAAGAUGUACAGGAGCUGUCACCGGAAGCCUUCAUGGAAGCCCUUCCGAAAGGCACUGAUUUUCGGACGAGGGCAAACUUGAGCCGUUUUGUCAAGGACCUGAUGCUGGGGGAAACGGAUCCCCCUCCAGUAGGUCUCAGUGAUCCUGCUGAUACAAUUGCAGAGAAAGAUGAGAGGUUUCACAUCAUGCUGCACAAUAUCCUCAAGGCUGACGAGAAUGAACGCAAGCUGACCGUCAGAGUCAUUCAUCUCUCUAGGUUUGUGGACUACACGUUGCAGAGCCGGCACCAUGCGAAGUUAUUCCUCCCAGAGGGCUCGUCUCUUCAGCUGAGUUGCGAAAUGUCCGAGCAUGUCAGCUUUCAUCGAGUAUUCUCAGCGAAAGAUCUCUCGGUGGUCAAAGGUUCCAUGCUCCUUUUUCACAGUUACAAGUUGGGCAGCUCUGCGGCAUUUGCUGCCACCUUGAGGCCUCCACAUGCGCCUGUGCAGCCCACAGCCUGUGUGUACCACUUCUGUGGCCCAGACGCAGAUUGGGAGCAAGGUGUUCUCAAGGUUUGGCACACACGAGACGGAGAGGUCAAAUCCGAAAAUAACCUGACGAAGCUGGAGCCAUACCACUGCAUCGCGCUCCUGCCGGUGGAGCGAGCGCAACUUCACAUCGAGAGCAGUUAUCGGAAAUAUCACAACAGAGGCCAUGCAAUCAUAGUCCCCGAGGAUUGUUCGGAGAACAAGCAACUCUCCACUGCUCAGCACGCCGGGAGGCAUGUGUACAUUUCGCAGAUUGAGGAGCACUUGUGGGCUGAUGCCGGAGCAUUGGUGAAUGAGCCCCAGAAGUUCGAUGCAAGUGCCGACUUGGCGGAUGUUCAAGAAGUUGAGGAUGGUGUGCACAAGGGAUUGAGCAUCUGUCUGCACAAUGUUCCGGCAAAGAACCUGAAGUUCGGAUUGAAGGUGAAGGUCAAGCUGCCGGACGAUCGCCUGGCGCACUUUCAGCUGGACAGCCGUUGCUGCGGUGUGCUCCGACUGCCGGAGGGCUCAUCGGUUGAGGUGGAGUCUGAAUCCGAGGAAUUCCCGGAGUCUAAAGCUUCCAUCACUCUCGGCCCCGACACGCUGGCAAAAGCCAAUGGAGGCAAUAUUUACUUCUACAGCGCGCAUGAUCGUCAAAGUUGGAGUGAAGAGGAGAAGGCUUUGAUGAACAAGUUCUGUCCCUUGAUGAUUUUGUUCCCCCUCUACAUCCUCGUACUGCUCAUUGUGACCCGCAUGGUAGAUGCUCGGAAAAGAAAGCGGCCACUUUGCCAUCUGGUCCAUGAUGUAGGCCAUCCUUCCAAAGGCAAGACAACCAUCGGGUCACGCAUUGUGUUUCAUUUCUGCAACUUCAGCCUCCGUGGUGCAGAGACGCUGUUCCUGCAGCCCAAGCCACCCACAAGCGGCUUGAAGCAGCUGGGCUUUGCCAUCACUUCUGGUCAGAGCUGCACUGUGCCUGCAGCUCCGGGCUUUGCGAUUACGAUCCGGGCCGAGCCAGAGUACGACCCAGAUGACGUGAAGAAGUCCGCGUUGAGAGAGAAGAUCGUUGAGCUCGACACCCGCAAAUUAGGAGAACGGCACAUUUACUUCCUUUGGAAUACCCGACGUGCUACCACGGAUUUCGCUCGUGGCUAUCUCGGCGAGUUUGCGGGAGCUGGGAAAAUUUCCGAGACUGCCGAGUGGGACGAGUAUUCCGGCGUCGAGGACACCAAGAAGGUCCAAGGUACGAAGUACACGUCGGCCAUCUGCCACACUGCCGGGAAAGUGGGCCCUGCGGGAGUCAAGGGCGCGAAAGGAGACAGAGGCCCGGCUGGCAACGCGGGAGCUCCAGGCAAAGCUGGCGCCAAAGGUGAAAAAGGCGAUGCCGGCGCUGUGGGUGAACCUGGCGAGGUCGGCGAGACCGGUCCCGAGGGGCAGGAUGCAGAUGUGGCCGGCUUCGCGACAAUGGGUAUGCUUGGAAUAGCUGGUGGCCUCUGUCUUGUGAUCACCAUCGCAAUUCUCGUCAUCUUGUUGAACAAGGUGGCGCCAAAGAAGGAAGCAGGCGGAGGCACCGAGCAGGCGCCCGAAGAGGAGGGCUACGAGGGCGAAGGCUGGGAAGAGGAGCAGUACCCAGAGGAAACGCAGCAGUGA
Symbiodinium sp. CCMP2592 is the source of this 3468-nucleotide messenger RNA. The record is from the annotation of a GenBank genome assembly. Lineage: Eukaryota; Dinophyceae; Suessiales; Symbiodiniaceae.